UGUGACUCUGGCGCUUUAAGAACCAGUCUUUCCAGCAGCAGCGCUGGAGAACAGGAGCAGCUUGGAGGAGCCAGAGACUGCAGCACAUCCUCAGCUGCUGUUAGCCCACCUGACAGCACACAGAGCGGCGGACAGCCAGCACCGGCCAGCUUCCCGGUUCACAUCACAACAAACCGCGUCCUGGAGGGGAAUGGGGGGCCACCUAGCCCGCUAGCUAACCGACUACAUUUCCUAGAAGCGGAAGGUGCACGGUCGGCGGUCCACCAAGAUGGUAUCCUGGAUUAUUUCGAGGAUAGUUGUCCUUGCCUUUGGGACACUCUACCCAGCAUACUCCUCAUACAAGGCUGUAAAAACGAAGAAUGUGAAAGAAUAUGUGAAGUGGAUGAUGUACUGGAUAGUAUUUGCAUUGUUCACCACAGCAGAGACAGCCACAGACCUGCUCCUAUCAUGGUUUCCAUUUUACUUUGAGCUAAAGAUUGCCUUUGUGAUCUGGCUCCUGUCCCCAUACACCAAGGGCUCCAGUGUCCUCUACCGCAAGUUUGUCCACCCAACCCUCUCCAACAAAGAGAAGGAGAUAGAUGAGUACAUAGCACAGGCCAAAGACAGGAGUUAUGACACCAUGAUGAGGUUUGGAAAGAGGGGUCUCAACCUGGCUGCUAAUGCUGCUGUCACUGCAGCCACCAAGGGGCAGGGUGUUCUGUCAGACAAGCUGCGGAGUUUCAGCAUGCAGGACCUGACUCUCAUCAAUACUGAGGAUGAUCUGGCUCUGCACACUUCAGCCGCCCGCAUGAGACGAGACACCAUGGACGACAUGAGUUCAGGGGCCAGCACUCUGCCCCGGGCCAAGAGCACUACUGCACGACAGACCCGCUCAUUGGCAGCAUCCCUUGCUGAUGAAACGUCAUCCCAACACAGCUCUGACCAAUCAGACACAAGGACUGAACACUCUGAUGAUGAUGUUGGAGACAAAGCCCCCAAACGUGGAGCCAGUGUCAAGGCAACCAAGAAACCUGCUACUGCUAAGACAGAGACUCAGACUAAGACGGUGAAGAAGCCGACAAAGAAAAAGACCACGGCCACUAAUGCAGAGACGCCACCAUGAGUCCUGCUGUCCUCAUCCACCGGCCUCCACUCUCUCACCCACAGCCUGCAGGCUCUUCUUCCUCUGUUUGGUCUCCACACAAACACAUAUACACUUGAUGUGUGCAUAUAUAUAUAUAUAUAUAUAUAUAUAUAUAUAUAUAUGUAUAUCUCAGUCACAGAAAUUACAUCACUCUUGCUGGUUUUUAGAGCAAAGUGCAGAUUUAGUUUAUAGCCAUAUGUGGCCAUCUCUUUUACAUUUACUGGGUUGUUGCAUAUUUUGUCUCACUCAGAUUUAACAAUUUGGAUUUUUCUCUUUUUUUUUUUUUUUUUUUUUUAAGUCUGAAGAUGGUUAGUAAUUUUAUCAUUAAUGCUUCCUCUUCCUUUUAACCCAUAAGCAUAUAUGUAGGUCCCCAUAAUAGUUGAUAACAGUCUUGAUUGAGACUGUUUUUGUUGAAGUAUUUCGGGUAAAAUAUUACACUCUUCACUCCUAGUUCCCCAGAUUUGUGUCCCUGGUUUAUCCUCUUGACAGGGCAAUGAUAGUAGAAAUCCUCACAGACAUAAGCAAAACAACUGGCUCCUGAGUUUUUACCAAGGGGUAAGACAGGUUUUGGAUAAACUUUGAGGCCUGCACUGACUGAUAGUAGACAUCAUUCCCACUCUCGACUACAGUUCAGCUCAUAACAGCUGUCAAAUCAGCAACCGUCUAGUUUUACAUCUUCAUUUGUGAUUAAAUGUGUCUUGGUUUUCUUUUUUUUUCCCCUUUUCAAUUUUAACCUCUGACUGCAUUUUAGGCCUCACAGCUUGUGGAAGAGUUUAAAGUUGGGCUUCCCCUCAUUAAGUCUGUAUACCUCUGAGUGAGUCUGGCUCUGCUACGUUCAGGUCUCACUUACGGCAACUUUCUUCCUCACUGCUUUAAUGUGGCUGUCCAGUCACGUACAGUGCUGGUGGUGGAGUGGUUUGUUUAGUGUUGGCUUACUUAUCCUUCAUUGAGACAUCACUCUCUUAGCUUGUAUUUAUCUGAGGUCAUUUAUUUAUUUAUUACUAAGUUAUGUUCAGCUCUGUUGGUCAGGUAAUAUGAGGAAUAAAUCUGAUCAGUUGUGCAUAACCAGGCCUCUUAAGGUGAUGCUGUAACUGCGUGAUGAUUGUGCUCUCCCUCCCAAUAAAUACAGUAGACAUAGAUGAGUUGCCAGUGUUUUUGAGGUAACAUAUCUGCUUUCAGUGACGUCUGUAUAUUGUUUGUGUUCCAUAUUAGAAAAGUCAUGGAGUAGCUCUGCACUUUCUCACUAAUUUUACUUUGCCUCAUUAUAAAAGCAGGAUGAAGUAAAGCAAUAUGGAAAUAAUUCAACCAAAACCAACAUCAGGA
This is a messenger RNA of Seriola aureovittata, 2446 nucleotides long. It is a transcript of the gene reep2, whose product is annotated as receptor accessory protein 2. Gene Ontology annotation, cellular component: endoplasmic reticulum membrane; endoplasmic reticulum tubular network; cytoplasmic microtubule. The transcript is spliced from 8 exons. The coding region runs from base 269 to 1102 and encodes 277 amino acids. Gene Ontology annotation, molecular function: microtubule binding; taste receptor binding. Lineage: Eukaryota; Metazoa; Chordata; Actinopteri; Carangiformes; Carangidae. The record is from RefSeq and is a predicted model, not a curated record. Gene Ontology annotation, biological process: endoplasmic reticulum tubular network organization.